ACCAAAAACCAAAAAAAAAAAAGGAAAGUUCGAGGCUUCCGGUAUUCGCGUCGUCGUUUUAUUAAUUCUCUCGAAAUUGGGAUGGCGUUUCUCUGCAACUCUACCUCCUAUGGAAUCUAAUACACCGUCUCACCACCAGCUAAUAGUCCUCCCCAAACCAUGGGAUCGGGAAGGUGCUGCUUCUGGGCCUACACCUUUUAAACCCCCAUCAGCUGGCAAUACAAGUGAUGUAGUUGAGUCUUCAGGAACUGCAAAUCCUGGGGAAAUUGUUUCAACUUCCGAUAGGACUGCCACUGUUAAUAGAAAUGCUCUUGGUAGACCUCUUCCAUCUAGGCCUUGGGAACAAAGCUAUGGGAGUAACAGCUACGGAGGUUAUGGGUCUGCUUUGAACUAUAAUUCUGGCUUAGGUUCUGGAAUGUAUGGUUCAUACGGUGGUCUUGGAGGAGGAAUGUAUGGUAACAGCAUGUACAGGGGAGGUUAUGGUGGUCUUAAUGGAUCUGGGAUGUAUGGGGGCGGAAUGUAUAAUGGUGGUUUUGGAGGUCCGAUGGGUGGUUAUGGAGUGGGCAUGGGUGGUCCUUAUGGUGUUCAAGAUCCAAACAAUCCACAUGGUGGUCCUUCAUCCCCUCCUGGGUUUUGGAUCUCACUUCUUCGAGUGAUGCAAGGUGUGGUAAAUGUUUUCGGCCGGAUCUCAAUCCUUAUUUAUGAAAAUACGGAGGCCUUCAACAUGUUCAUGACAGCACUUCUUCAGCUUUUUGAUCGCACAGGCUCAUUAUACGGAGAACUAGCUAGAUUUGUACUGAGAAUACUGGGAAUCAAACGAAAGCAAAGAAAGGUUUGCCCACCAGGUCCUAAUGGACUCCCUCUCCCUGGACCUAAUGACAUGCAUGCAAAUCCAAGCUUCAUCAAGGGACCAAAGGCUGCCCCAGGUGAAUCUUGGGACAGUGUUUGGGGAAAGGAUCCUAGUAAAUGAAUCGACCAUACUUGUUUAGCACGAUGAAUCAACCCUAUAAGAGUAAUUGAGUAAUCAGCUCAGUGAAAGAAACAUAGUUACACUGCCAACAUGUUCUGAACAUGACAUGAUUAUGUAUCUAAUGUAAUGUCUAGCGUAUAGAUCGCUUCAGUGCAUAUCUAGCCUGAAAGUUAAACCUUUUUUGUAUUCAUUAAUCCGUUUUCCCCGUGGAUAUAUAUGAGAUCAUAUGGUAUAAGCUUUGAUAUGAUAAA
This is a messenger RNA of Pistacia vera, 1221 nucleotides long. RefSeq names its product peroxisomal membrane protein 13-like. The record is from RefSeq and is a predicted model, not a curated record. Gene Ontology annotation, cellular component: peroxisomal membrane; peroxisomal importomer complex; peroxisome. The transcript has 5 exons. NCBI's taxonomy places the organism in Eukaryota, Viridiplantae, Streptophyta, Magnoliopsida, Sapindales, Anacardiaceae. Gene Ontology annotation, biological process: protein import into peroxisome matrix, docking. The coding region runs from base 110 to 970 and encodes 286 amino acids.